CUUUUUUUAAUUCUAUUAUUUCUUCCCCUUCCUGACUUUCCGUACCCUCAAUGGCCAGAAUAAUUAAUACGACCUUUAAUUUCUAGUCUAUAUAAACCCUAAUCCUCUAAUUAAUUCUCGUAUCAUCCUUUUGAUUUCACUAGCUAGAAUUAAAACAUCAGUAAAAAAUAUGGUAGCAAAUGAUGCGCCAUGUUGUGAAACUAUGUUUUGGGUGUAUUUAGCUUCAUCAGUUGCAUUGGUUAUUUUUGCUGGACUCAUGUCGGGUUUAACCCUUGGUUUAAUGUCUCUUAGCCUUCUUGACCUUGAGGUGCUCAUCAAAGCUGGUCAACCUAAUGAUCGCAAGAAUGCAGAAAAGAUUAUGCCAAUAGUGAAGAAUCAACACCUACUCCUAUGUACGCUUCUCAUAUGCAAUGCCAUAGCAAUGGAGGCUUUGCCAAUUUUCCUUGACUCGAUUCUCAUGCCUUGGACUGCGAUAUUGAUAUCAGUCACUCUUGUGGUUGCUUUUGGUGAGAUUAUACCUCAAGCUGUGUGUUCACGAUAUGGACUAGCUAUUGGUGCAAAGCUUUCGUGCAUAGUUCGGUUUCUUAUCAUAGUUGUCUUCCCCAUAGCUUAUCCUCUCAGCAAGCUUUUAGACUUGAUCCUUGGUAAAGGACAUUCCAUGCUUUUACGACGCGCAGAGCUUAAAACAUUGGUAGAUAUGCAUGGAAAUGAGGCGGGGAAAGGUGGAGAAUUAACACAUGAUGAAAUUACUAUCAUAACCGGAGCUCUUGAUUUAGCACAAAAAACCGUCAAAGAUGCUAUGACACCAAUAUCCGAAAUAUUUUCUCUCGAACUCUAUUCUAAACUCAAUGAAGACACUAUGAGUUUAUUAUUAAGCAAAGGGCAUAGCCGUGUUCCUGUAUAUUUAGGAAGACCAGAAAAUAUAAUUGGCCUUAUUUUGGUAAAAAGCCUAAUUAAAUUCCGACCUGAAGAUGAAGUUCCAAUUAAGAAUCUUAGUGUCCGGAAAAUUCCAAGGAUUCCUGAAUGUUUACCACUGUAUGAGAUGUUAAAUUUGUUCCAGAAGGGACAAAGCCACAUGGCAGUUGUUGUAAAGAGUAAAAGUGCUCCAAGUCAGAAUACGAAAGUGAGCAUUUACAGAUCUUCAAGUGAUCCAGCAUCCCAAAAUCCAGCACCGGAUCAAAAUAGUGCACGUGUCUUAGACUCUUUUACAAACCCAGAUGAAGAAAUUAUCGGUCUUAUAACAAUGGAAGAUGUUCUCGAAGAACUUCUACAGGAACCUAUACUGGAUGAAAGGAAUGAAUACGUGGAUGUAGACAACAUAAUGAAAAUCAACAUACUUCCAUCAUCAUUAAGAUCGGGGGCAGCAUCAGCAUCUAAUUAUGAUUGGAAAACUUUUGUGUCAUCUCCACUUCAAUCAUCACCAAUUUCUUCACAUCAUCAAACUUCUGCAAUAACUUCGCCUAUUUCACCAUUUAUCAAGUCACCCUUCAAAAACACAACAUCAUAUACUUCACCUACAAAGUCUACACCAAAUUCUCCGGGCCACAUCAGCAACUCGCCAUCGUCAUAUAAGGUCUCAAGGAAAUCAUAUGAGAAGCUCGAUAAACCUAGUAAUAAGUAG
Messenger RNA from Lactuca saligna, 1621 nucleotides. The record is from the annotation of a GenBank genome assembly. Lineage: Eukaryota; Viridiplantae; Streptophyta; Magnoliopsida; Asterales; Asteraceae.